AUGACACCCGACUGCCGGCCGGUUCCCCCUGUGGUCCGCCUAAGCCGCAGACUGCUGCAGCUGCAGCAGCAGCUGCCUCACCAGCAACAGCAGCAGCUGCUGCAGAGGCUCUUGCAAGGCCAAGACAGCAAAAUAGUCGAACUCUGUGACGAGCACACUCCUUCCACAAGGAGCCCGACGGGGUCGGCUGUGCGCCAGCAGCAACGCCAAUCUCGACUAGCCAGCGGCAUCAGCAGCAGUAGUAGCAGGCACCUACAGCGCGCUUUAGAGGAGGCAAGACAGUUGAUGCGCAGCUUGUCGCUUGUUUCAGGUAGCAGCAGCAGCACUAGUAGAGUCAGCAGCAGCAGCAGUAGUAGUAGAGGCAGCAGCAGCAGUAGAGGCAGCAGCACAAGCUGUAGCAGCAGUACCAGUAACACCCCGAAUGGAAGAUCAGUGCCUUUAGCACAGCCAGCUCCAGGGGCAGGGAUUCCCGACGCUGCAGAGAGAGAGAGGGGUGUUGACGGGGGGGGUUCAGCCCCCCCUCCCCAGGGAGGGGCAUCUCUGAAGGAUUUGCAGGUGCAGCAGCACGCUGCAGCAGGUGUCAUUCGAGAUCUAAUGAAAGGCGUAGAGAGACAGCACCAGCUGAUACAGCAACAGCAACAGCAACAGCAAGAAAUCGAGGAGAAGCGGGAGCUUCUCCAGCACCGAUUAGACGAGCAGACCGUAAUCGUCCGUCGUCAAGAAGCACUUAUAAAGCAACAUGAGGAUCAGCUGCGGCGGCAGCAGCACGAGGCUGGAGCGCAGCAGCGGCUCCUGCAGAAAGCUCAGCAGCAGCUGCAGCAGCAUGAGCGGGGAGAGAAAACUCUUGCCAUGGAAGCAGAUAAGCUUAGGAGACAGCACAGAGACAGGGAGACUGUCUGGGAACGUCGAGCUGCUGCAAUGCAGCAGGAGCUGCGACGGGUUGCAGCAGAAGUAGCAGCAGCAACAAGAGCCAGAGGCGCUGCUGAGAGGCACGCCGAAAAGCAUGUACAGCAGCCAGUUGACACACGCAUGCACACCCACAACACUGCAUCUCGUGGAGACCAGCUGACUCUGCAAACGGAUCCGACAGCUCUUUUUGCUCUUGCUCUCAUGAGCGAACUCCGUGUAGGAAAGUGUGCAUACGGGAAGGUGCAACAUGGAGACCACCCCUGGCAGGAAGCACUACGAGCUGAGGGGUGUCUCCGCCCAUUGGCAGCUUUUGCGAGGCCUCAAACCGCGAACACGAAAACGCUAUGCUCUCUUAGAACCCCUCGCAACAGCAACUCUCCAAGGCAGUGUCUCAUGAGCUCCUAG
This is a messenger RNA of Cyclospora cayetanensis, 1314 nucleotides long. RefSeq lists its product as uncharacterized. NCBI's taxonomy places the organism in Eukaryota, Apicomplexa, Conoidasida, Eucoccidiorida, Eimeriidae. The transcript has 4 exons. The coding region runs from base 1 to 1314 and encodes 437 amino acids. The record is from RefSeq and is a predicted model, not a curated record.